Molecule: messenger RNA, 2168 nt
Organism: Maniola jurtina (meadow brown)
Lineage: Eukaryota; Metazoa; Arthropoda; Insecta; Lepidoptera; Nymphalidae
Product: zinc finger protein 260-like
Exons: 5
Coding region: 135-1778 (547 amino acids)
Biological process (GO): regulation of transcription by RNA polymerase II
Cellular component (GO): chromosome; nucleus
Molecular function (GO): zinc ion binding; chromatin insulator sequence binding; RNA polymerase II cis-regulatory region sequence-specific DNA binding
Source: RefSeq, a predicted model, not a curated record
AACGUUUUGGUACCGCUUCCUUUUAUAAAAUGGCGGAGCUUCGAUCGCGUAGCGUCGUUUGCUACUUUAUCGUUUUAUUCCAUUUUAUUUACUGUUAAAUAAGUUUUAAUGCUAAGCUAGUGUAAUUAGAAAUAAUGGAGGGUGUUUUAAGUGACGGUAUGUGCCGGUGUUGCGCGACCGAAGGCAGUUUCAAAGACUUCCAAGUGCCCUACCAAUGGAUGGGUGUUGAAGAAAUUUACGGCAAUAUGUUGAAGGAUUGCUUCGAUAUAACCCUGUCAGUGUCCGAGGAUAUCAACAAUGGCGGCAUAUGCGAGGUGUGCAUCACGCAGCUUCGCAAUGCGUGCAACUUCAAGCAGCAAGUGCAGAGGACUGAGGAGCAGUUCCAAAAGAAAAUGCAGGAGUCCAGUUUCAAGCCGGGAGGCAUCAAAAUGGAGAUUUCGCGCUUUGAAGAUGAAGACUCUAAUUUGUCAGCCGAUGACUUCUCCAGUCAGGAAUACGAAGUCCCUAUAAAGGUGGAGAAAGUCGAGGAAAAACCGAAGAAGCGUGCUGCGGCCAAGGCUUCCACCUCCAAGGCCAAGAAGACCAAGGUGUCUGAAGGAGAACCAUCAGUCAAACGUAAUCAACCAGUCCAUAUCAUGAAAGUGAAAGUGAAAGAUGAAAUAAAAUACGAAGCGAACGCUAAAGAGGAGAAAUAUAAAGCCGUGACGCAACGGCAAGGCCGACAGAGAAGCGAAAUGUUGAGCAAACAUUUGAUCAAUGCGAGAGAAAUAUUCACGUGGUCCAACGCGACGCCUAUACGGACCCAAAGUGACGCGGGCUAUUCCUGUUGUUACUGUGCCUUCAUAUACAAAGACCCGGCCGACUUGAAGAAGCACACCAAAGACACCCACAAAGGCAUAGAGGACUCCAACUUCAAUAAAAAACGAGAUUUAACCGCCUUCUGUGUCAAAACCGACAUCACAGACUUGCAAUGCCUUAUCUGCCGUCAGCCCAUUGAAAACAUUGACGUUCUGAUCAACCAUCUGAAGAACGUCCACAAAAAAAGACUGUUCACAGACAUAAAAAACCAUUUCAUACCGUUCAAAUUCGACACAAACAACCUUCGGUGUUGCAUAUGUUUCAAUCAGUUCCAGAAAUUCAAAGUGCUGUUGGAACAUAUGAACAGCCAUACGCGAAAUUUCGUUUGCGAAAAGUGUGACGCUGGGUUUAUUAACCAGAAAAGUUUGCGGGUGCACCAGGAUCAGCACGCAGAAGGGAAGUUCAAGUGUGCGUUGUGCGCGGAUGUGUUCAGUACUUUAGCUAAGCGGAAAUUACAUGUGAUAUCUGCUCAUAAGCCGGCCAAAUUUAGGAACAGAUGUAGAAUCUGUGACGAACUGUUUAAAGGGUACCACCAGAAGUUGAAGCAUAUGCGUGAAGUUCAUCAAGUGCAGAAGAUGCAUAAGUGUAGUGCGUGCGAACGGAUUUUCGCCACUCGGAAAUUGUACAGCAUCCACAUGCAAAGAGAUCACUUGAUGGAGAGACGACACAAAUGUUUAGUAUGCGAUAAAAGCUUCUUUGCGUCGACUUGCUUGAAAGAGCAUAUGAAAGUGCAUACUGGCAAAAGGGACUUUCAGUGCGAUGUGUGCUUGAAACGUUAUGGGAGGAAGAGUACGUUGCGCGAACAUAUGAGGAUCCAUGCGGAUGACAGGCGGUUUAAGUGCGAGUGUUGUGGGCAGGCGUUCGUUCAGAAGUGCAGUUGGCGGGGGCAUAUGCGUGCCAAACAUGGGCAGGACUGUUGAAAUAGCAGGACUAGUGAAUUUGAAAGCACAGCGUGACAAUUGCAAUCACGUCUGAUUGGCUGACGCUUCCUAUUGGUUAAAAUGCACAGCUUUUAUUGCGAUUGCAACAAUGUGAUAAUCAUCUUCAUUGCUAAUGGAAGAGUUUUGCUGUAGUAACUAUAGUAUGCGACAGGUUGGGAUAGCAACCGGGGUAGGGACGCCCCGCACACCCGCACAAUCCCCGUUCUAACCCGGUGAGGGUAGCGUGGGUGAUGUGUGUGCGUGCGGGGUGUCCCCCCCACCUCAUACCCCGAUCGCCAUCCGACCUGUCGCGUACUAUAAUAUAGUAUGCAUAAUAUUAUGUACAUGAGAAAAGUUAGUUAUGUUUUAUUGUAUGGGCACAUUUUUAGA